Botrytis deweyae is the source of this 2040-nucleotide messenger RNA. RefSeq lists its product as uncharacterized. The record is from RefSeq and is a predicted model, not a curated record. NCBI's taxonomy places the organism in Eukaryota, Fungi, Ascomycota, Leotiomycetes, Helotiales, Sclerotiniaceae. Gene Ontology annotation, molecular function: prenyltransferase activity. Gene Ontology annotation, biological process: isoprenoid biosynthetic process. Bases 1 to 2040 code for a protein of 679 amino acids. The transcript has 9 exons.
AUGGCUACUGCACGACAAUACCGUAACUUACCGAUUGAGUUCCAACGCUCAAUUCCCCAUCCUGUUGAAGCUUUCGAGAUUGACCCUGAUUUCCCAAACACCUUUCACCCAAGACUUCACGAGGCGAAUCAAGAAAUCGAAAAUACGAGCUGGGAGUGCCGUGAGGAUCUCAAGAAAGCUGACUGGAAAGGAUCGCUUGCCGUCGGCUGCGUCAAUGAGAUAAGCGGAAGCUUUUUAGCGACGAUGUUCCCCGAAGGAAAGCUAGAUCGAGUUAUUCCCAUGACUUAUCUAUGUGAAUAUGGAUUCAUUCAUGAUGAUAUGGUGGAUGAGAAGGAGACCCCUGAGGAGUUCGAAAAAGCUCAUCAAACGAUGCAUUCAUUUAUCGGCAAAGAUCACCACGACAAAAGUAAUAGUAUGAUAAAAAAUAUACAAGCCCGAAUGGCACUCCAGAUUUACCGAGCGGAUCAUGAUGGAGCAUCCCGAUUCCUUGAAGUUUAUCGGCCAUUUCUAGAAAUCAAGUCUCCGCAAAGAGAUCUGAAAUCCUAUAAAACACUCGAUGAAUAUUUAGUAUGGCGAUUUUUCGAUGUUGGGGGGUGGGUCUUAAGGGAGAUGCUUAUAUACACUGCGGACGUGAAUUUGAACGAUGAUGAAAGGUCAUCUUUGAAUCCCGUGAUUCUCCCUCUAUUGAAAGCCAUGGUACUGACAAAUGAUUAUUACUCAUGGGAAAAGGAAUAUGACCUAUAUAAUCGUACAAAUGGUAGUGUGGCAAUGGUUAAUGCCGUAUGGCUAUUGAAACAUCUUCGUGAUGUGGAAGAUUCCAAAGCACGGGAACUUUUGAGGGAUAGAAUACUGGAAUAUGAAAUGCAAUAUUGCAGGCUUAGGGACGAGUAUAUUCGAACGGAGAGUCCUAGCUCAGAUAUGAAACGAUUUCUGGGCCUUAUCGAGCUCGCGGCGGCGGGCAACCGAUUUUGGCAUGCUACUUCUAAACGAUAUAACGCAUGGGUGCCAACCCCAACUUCCAAGACAAAGAUAAAGACAAAGCGCCCCGCAUCUCAAAUCGAAGAUAUCAAAUCUGAUGGACAGCGUGAUAGUAAAAGGUCUAAGAUUGAAUUAGACCAGCACCCAAGCGAGAAUGAUAUAUCGUUUGCUAAAACGCCUGAAAGCUUGGAGGUCAAAACUCCGAACACAAACGGAAACUUUGAUUCCUCUAGUUUCAGUCAAAAUGGUGAAGAUAAGAUUGUUCUGGAACCUUACAAAUAUAUCUCAUCUUUACCAGCAUCAAACUCAAGAAAUGCAUUGCUUGACGCGCUCAACUGUUGGUAUUUUGUUCCACGCGAGUCCUUAGAGAUCAUUCGGCAUGUCAUUGGUACCAUCCAUAACACAUCACUAAUAUUAGAUGAUAUUGAAGACAACUCUCCCACACGACGCGGAUCUCCCUCAGCACAUGAGGUGUUCGGGAUCAGCCAAGCAAUCAAUUCGGCAACAUAUCAACAUGUGAAAUGUGUCGAGUUUGCCAUGGCCUUGAGCAAGGAAUCUAUCAAUUGCUUUACGCAAACUGGAGGGCUUUUUCGCAUGGCAGCAGGUAUGAUUCCUGCAGAAGCGACUAAGAAUCGUGAUGUAGACGCGGAUAUAUUGAUGAGAAAGCUGGGAAAGUACUACCAGCUUCGAGACGAUUAUAAUGAUCUUAUUCCCAGUACAAAGGGAGAUAAUCAGAAUCUGGAUACCGUCUACAAUGAUCUUGAUCAAGGAUCUUUCACCCUCCCAAUCAUUCAUGCUCUUGGGAAAGAAGCUGAGAACGGCGAUGCGAAACUUCUCAACAUCCUAAGAUCGCGAAAAUGGAACGAGAGGAAAAUGUCUUCAGAAAUGAAGAAAUUGGCAAUCACAGAGAUGGAAAACAUGGGAAGCUUUACUUACGCAAAAACAUUACUGAAUGACUUGCAUGCGCAGAUUGAGCAUGAACUCGGAAUACUUGAGACAAAGACUGGGUCAGGGGAGAACUGGAUUCUAAGGCUGAUGUUGUAUCGUCUGAAAGUCACAUAA